AUGAAACAGCUGCAGGUCCGACUAUUGCUUCUUUUAUCAUCAUUUACUAUUGUGAAUGGCAGAUACUAUCAGUCAAGGAUACUUACAUCGGGAAAUAUUGGCUGUGAGGCUUACAUUUGUGGUGUGAACGCAAGAUGCACAUUCAGCGAAGGAAGACCAGUCUGUUCUUGCAUGAACCUGCACAUGGGGGACCCCCUUUCAUGCUGUGUCAGAGUAGAAUGUCUAAUUAAUGGGGACUGCAUUAGCAGCAGAGCAUGUGUCAAUAACAGAUGUAUGAAUCCCUGUGAUGGUCUAUGUGGCAUGAACGUGUUAUGCCAGAUCAUAAAUCACUCUCCAAUGUGCUAUUGUCCUUCUGAAUACGUUGGAGAUCCUUUCGUCUUGUGUUGUAUAGCUGAGACACCUGCCGCCUCUAAGCCGAGACCAUGCGGAUAAAACACAAAAUGUGAGGUAGCGGUGUGCACUUGCCUUCCGGGAGACAGCGAAUGUUCCGAUCAUCUUGUAUGUUCCACGUCCUUUAGAUGCGAGAGUUCGUGUAAGUGUGGUCCAAACGCGGAGUGACAGGUUAUAAAUCAUCAAGCCAAGUGUAGUUGUCCAAAUAAUUGGUUAGGAAAUCCGUAUGUAUCUUGUCACCCCGAAUGCACCACUCACUCAGAAUAUCCAGCAAACAAACCAGCCUGCCUCUAUCAAAAAUGCGUGAACCCCUGCGAAAAGUGUGGUGUAAAUGCAGACUGCGAUUUGCGUGACAUUACUCCGGUCUGCAACUGUCCCGGACAUAUGACUGGCAACCCCUUCAUAAGCUGUAGACCUUUUGAAGCACGAGACCUGUGUGAACCUAAUCUAUACGGAGCAAACGCAAUUUGCAUUCCCGGUUACGACAACACCGGAAAGGAGAGACCAGUCUGUACUUAUUCGACCGGUUACAUAGGGCAUGCUUUGACCAGCUGCCAGAAGGGAGAAUGCUUUAUUGACAGCAAAUGUCCAGACAAUAAAGCGUGCAUAGACUUCACCUGGCGCCAUAUUGCCGUGUGUACCUGUCCAGACGGAACGCGAGGAAAUGCUUUUCAUAAUUGUAAUCCCAUUAACAGUAGAGCGGUGUACAAUUACGGCAGGGUUUAG
Molecule: messenger RNA, 1116 nt
Organism: Habropoda laboriosa
Lineage: Eukaryota; Metazoa; Arthropoda; Insecta; Hymenoptera; Apidae
Product: keratin-associated protein 10-2-like
Source: RefSeq, a predicted model, not a curated record